Messenger RNA from Sphaerodactylus townsendi, 11562 nucleotides. RefSeq names its product teneurin-3. The transcript has 26 exons. Gene Ontology annotation, molecular function: protein heterodimerization activity; protein homodimerization activity; cell adhesion molecule binding. Gene Ontology annotation, biological process: signal transduction; neuron development; heterophilic cell-cell adhesion. The coding region runs from base 66 to 7397 and encodes 2443 amino acids. Gene Ontology annotation, cellular component: membrane; neuron projection. NCBI's taxonomy places the organism in Eukaryota, Metazoa, Chordata, Lepidosauria, Squamata, Sphaerodactylidae. The record is from RefSeq and is a predicted model, not a curated record.
AUUUCCUAUUCAAAACAGGAACAGGGACAACACCACUGUUCAGUACUGCAACACCGGGUUACACAAUGGCAUCCGGCUCUGUUUAUUCCCCUCCUACACGUCCACUACCUAGGAAUACCUUAUCAAGAAGUGCUUUUAAAUUUAAGAAGUCUUCAAAGUACUGUAGCUGGAAAUGUACAGCGCUCUGUGCUGUAGGGGUCUCCGUGCUACUGGCAAUACUACUGUCAUACUUUAUAGCAAUGCAUCUGUUUGGCCUCAACUGGCAGUUACAACAAACUGAAAAUGACACAUUUGAAAAUGGAAAAGUGGAUUCUGAGAGUGUGCCAACAAACACUGUAUCAUUACCUUCUGGUGAAAAUGGAAAAUUAGGAGGAUUUGCACAAGAAAACAAUACAAUAGAUUCCGGAGAACUUGAUAUAGGCCGGAGAUCAACACAAGAGGUUCCUCCUGGGAUCUUCUGGAGGUCACAAGUUUUAAUUGACCAGCCACAGUUUCUAAAAUUCAAUAUCUCCCUUCAGAAAGAUGCAUUGAUUGGAGUGUAUGGCCGAAAAGGCCUACCACCUUCACAUACUCAAUAUGAUUUUGUUGAACUUUUGGAUGGGAGCAGGUUGAUUGCAAGGGAACAGCGCAACCUUCUUGAGGCAGAGAGAGCAGGCAGACAGGCCCGAUCUGUCAGUCUUCACGAAGCAGGUUUCAUCCAGUAUUUGGACGCUGGAAUCUGGCAUCUGGCUUUUUAUAAUGAUGGGAAAAAUGCAGAACAGGUGUCUUUUAAUACCCUUGUUAUAGAAUCCGUGGUGGAAUGCCCCCGAAAUUGCCAUGGAAACGGAGAGUGUGUUUCAGGAACAUGCCAUUGUUUUGCUGGAUUUCUGGGCCCUGAUUGUUCAAGAGCAGCCUGCCCAGUAUUGUGCAGUGGAAAUGGGCAGUAUUCCAAAGGACGCUGUCUCUGUUACAGUGGCUGGAAAGGUACAGAGUGUGAUGUGCUUACCAACCAGUGCAUUGACCCACAGUGUGGGGGCCGUGGGAUUUGCAUCGUUGGCUCUUGUGUCUGCAACUCUGGAUACAAAGGAGAAAACUGUGAGGAAGCGGAUUGCCUAGACCCAGCUUGUUCAAAUCAUGGUGUAUGUAUCCAUGGAGAGUGCCACUGUAAUCCAGGAUGGGCUGGUAACAACUGUGAAAUAUUGAAGACUAUGUGUCCAGAUCAGUGUUCUGGCCAUGGUACUUACCUUCAGGAAAGUGGCACCUGCACUUGUGAUCCUAAUUGGACUGGUCCUGACUGCUCAAAUGAAAUCUGUUCCGUUGACUGUGGUGCACAUGGUGUAUGCAUGGGUGGAACAUGUCGGUGUGAAGAAGGCUGGACCGGCUCAACCUGCAGUCAGAGAGCAUGCCACCCUCGGUGUGCUGAACAUGGAACUUGCAAAGACGGCAAGUGCGAAUGCAGCCAAGGAUGGAAUGGCGAGCACUGCACCAUUGCUCACUAUUUGGAUAAGAUAGUUAAAGAGGGAUGUCCUGGUUUAUGUAAUAGCAAUGGAAGAUGUACUCUGGACCAAAAUGGUUGGCACUGUGUUUGUCAGCCAGGAUGGAGAGGAGCAGGAUGUGAUGUCGCCAUGGAAACUUUAUGUACCGAUAGCAAGGACAAUGAAGGAGAUGGAUUAAUUGACUGCAUGGAUCCUGACUGCUGUUUGCAGAGCUCCUGCCAAAACCAGCCCUACUGUCGUGGACUUCCUGACCCACAAGAUAUUAUUAGCCAAAGCCAGCAAUCGCCAUCUCAGCAGGCUGCCAAAUCCUUUUAUGAUCGGAUCAGUUUUCUUAUAGGACCUGACAGCACCCAUGUCAUUCCUGGGGAAAGCCCCUUCAAUAAAAGUCUUGCAUCUGUCAUUAGGGGACAAGUAUUAACUGCAGAUGGAACACCACUAAUUGGAGUUAAUGUCUCCUUUUUACAUUAUCCAGAUUAUGGGUAUACAAUCACCCGUCAAGAUGGAAUGUUUGACUUGGUAGCAAAUGGUGGUGCAUCCUUAACUCUGGUGUUCGAACGCUCCCCAUUCCUUACUCAAUACCAUACAGUCUGGAUUCCAUGGAAUGUCUUUUAUGUCAUGGAUACCCUUGUUAUGAAGAAGGAGGAAAAUGACAUUCCCAGCUGUGAUCUGAGUGGAUUUGUGAGACCAAAUCCUGUCAUUGUAUCAUCACCCCUAUCAACUUUGUUCAGGAUUUCUCCUGAGGAUAGUCCUAUUAUUCCUGAGACACAGGUACUGCAUGAGGAGACGACAAUUCCAGGAACUGACUUGAAACUAUCAUACUUAAGCUCCAGAGCCGCAGGAUAUAAAUCUGUUCUUAAGAUCACCAUGACUCAAUCAGUGAUACCCUUCAAUUUAAUGAAAGUUCAUCUCAUGGUGGCAGUGGUGGGAAGACUGUUCCAAAAAUGGUUCCCUGCAUCCCCUAAUUUGGCUUACACAUUUAUAUGGGAUAAAACUGACGCAUAUAACCAGAAGGUCUAUGGUUUAUCUGAAGCUGUUGUGUCUGUAGGUUAUGAAUAUGAAUCUUGUUUGGACUUAACACUGUGGGAAAAACGGACUGCUGUUUUACAAGGCUAUGAAUUGGAUGCUUCCAACAUGGGUGGCUGGACACUAGAUAAGCAUCAUGUCUUAGAUGUUCAGAAUGGAAUACUAUACAAAGGCAAUGGGGAAAACCAGUUCAUCUCUCAGCAGCCUCCAGUUGUCAGUAGUAUCAUGGGUAAUGGUCGACGGAGAAGCAUUUCUUGCCCAAGUUGCAAUGGUCAAGCAGAUGGCAAUAAACUUUUGGCUCCAGUGGCCUUAGCUUGUGGUAUUAAUGGAAGUCUUUAUGUAGGAGAUUUCAACUAUGUUCGACGGAUUUUCCCAUCUGGAAAUGUUACAAGUGUUCUUGAACUAAGAAAUAAAGAUUUUAGACAUAGCAGUAACCCAGCGCACAGAUACUACCUCGCAACUGACCCAGUCACAGGAGAAUUGUAUGUCUCUGACACAAAUACCCGACGGAUUUAUCGUCCGAAGUCACUCACUGGGGCCAAGGACCUGACAAAGAAUUUUGAUGUGGUAGCAGGGACAGGAGAACAGUGUCUUCCAUUUGACGAAGCAAGAUGUGGCGAUGGUGGCAAGGCAGUGGAAGCAACUCUCAUGAGUCCCAAAGGUGUGGCCGUAGACAAGAAUGGAUUAAUUUACUUUGUUGAUGGGACCAUGAUCAGGAAAGUGGACCAGAAUGGAAUAAUAUCCACUUUGCUUGGCUCAAAUGACCUGACUUCAGCACGCCCUCUAACAUGUGACACCAGUAUGCAUAUUAGCCAGGUACGUCUGGAGUGGCCCACAGAUUUGGCUAUUAACCCAAUGGAUAAUUCCAUAUAUGUGCUGGAUAAUAAUGUCGUCCUUCAGAUUACUGAAAAUCGGCAGGUCCGUAUUGCUGCUGGGAGGCCAAUGCAUUGCCAGGUCCCAGGAGUGGAAUACACAGUGGGUAAACAUGCUGUGCAAACAACAUUAGAAUCGGCCACAGCUAUUGCUGUGUCUUAUAAUGGAGUGCUUUACAUUACAGAAACUGAUGAAAAAAAGAUUAACAGAAUAAGGCAGGUCACAACUGACGGUGAGAUCUCUUUAGUUGCUGGAAUACCCUCUGAGUGUGAUUGCAAGAAUGAUGUUAACUGUGACUGCUACCAGAAUGGGGAUGGUUAUGCUAAAGAUGCCAAAUUGAAUGCCCCAUCAUCAUUAGCUGUAUCGCCAGAUGGAACGUUGUACAUUGCAGAUCUUGGAAAUAUUCGGAUACGAGCAGUAUCGAAGAACAGACCUUUGCUGAAUUCUCUCAACUUUUAUGAAGUUGCCUCUCCAACUGAUCAGGAACUCUAUAUUUUUGAUGUCAAUGGGACUCAUCAAUACACUAUGAAUUUAGUCACAGGAGAUUAUCUGUACAAUUUCAGCUACAGUAAUGACAAUGAUAUCACUGCAGUGACAGACAGCAAUGGAAAUACCCUUCGUAUUAGACGGGAUCCCAAUCGGAUGCCAGUGAGGGUGGUGUCUCCUGAUAACCAAGUCAUUUGGUUGACUAUAGGUACUAAUGGAUGUCUGAAAAGCAUGACAGCCCAAGGACAAGAGCUUGUCUUGUUUACAUAUCAUGGCAACAGCGGACUUUUGGCGACUAAAAGUGAUGAGACUGGAUGGACCACUUUUUUUGACUACGACAGUGAAGGGCGGCUAACCAAUGUCACAUUUCCAACUGGAGUGGUGACCAACCUCCACGGGGAAAUGGAAAGAGCCAUUACAGUCGACAUUGAAUCAUCUAGCAGAGACGAAGAUGUUGGCAUCACUUCAAAUCUGUCAUCAGUUGAUUCUUUCUACACUAUGGUCCAAGAUCAGUUGAGAAACAGCUACCAGAUUGGUUAUGAUGGGUCCCUCAGAAUUAUUUAUGCUAGUGGUCUGGAUACGCACUACCAAACAGAACCACAUGUGUUAGCCGGCACAGCCAAUCCAACUGUAGCAAAAAGAAAUAUGACUCUCCCUGGAGAAAAUGGCCAGAAUUUAGUAGAGUGGAGAUUCCGAAAAGAACAAGCCCAAGGCAAAAUCAAUGUGUUUGGUCGAAAACUCAGAGUUAAUGGCAGGAACCUCCUUUCAGUCGACUUUGACCGGAUGACAAAGACGGAAAAGAUCUACGAUGACCAUCGUAAAUUUCUGUUAAGGAUUGCCUAUGAUACAUCAGGACAUCCAACUCUCUGGCUACCAAGCAGCAAGCUGAUGGCCGUCAAUGUGACCUAUUCAUCUACAGGUCAAAUUGGUAGUAUCCAGCGUGGGACCACAAGUGAAAAAGUGGACUACGAUGGCCAGGGUAGGAUUGUAUCUAGAGUGUUUGCUGAUGGCAAAACAUGGAGUUACACAUAUCUUGAAAAGUCUAUGGUCCUUUUGCUGCACAGCCAACGUCAAUACAUCUUUGAAUAUGACUUACUGGACCGGUUGUCUGCUAUAACCAUGCCUAGUGUUGCUCGUCAUACCAUGCAGACUAUUCGUUCCAUUGGCUAUUAUCGGAACAUCUACAAUCCUCCUGAAAGCAAUGCCUCUGUCAUCAUGGACUACAACGAAGAAGGGCAGCUGUUACAAACUGCUUUCUUGGGAACAAGCCGAAGAGUCCUGUUCAAAUACCGAAGACAAACCAGGCUCUCAGAAAUUCUGUAUGAUAGUACAAGAGUCAGUUUUACUUAUGAUGAGACAGCAGGGGUCCUGAAAACAGUAAACCUCCAGAGCGAUGGUUUUAUCUGCACCAUUAGAUACAGACAAAUUGGCCCAUUGAUUGACAGGCAGAUUUUCCGCUUUAGUGAAGACGGAAUGGUAAACGCCCGAUUUGACUAUAGCUAUGACAAUAGCUUCAGAGUGACUAGCAUGCAAGGCGUUAUCAAUGAAACUCCAUUGCCUAUUGAUCUUUACCAGUUUGAUGAUAUUUCUGGAAAAGUUGAGCAGUUUGGAAAAUUUGGGGUUAUAUAUUAUGAUAUUAACCAGAUAAUCUCAACAGCCGUAAUGACUUACACAAAACACUUUGAUGCCCAUGGGCGCAUAAAGGAAAUACAAUAUGAAAUAUUCAGGUCACUUAUGUACUGGAUUACGAUUCAGUAUGAUAACAUGGGACGGGUCACUAAAAGAGAAAUCAAAAUAGGGCCAUUCGCUAACACAACCAAGUAUGCUUAUGAAUAUGACGUCGAUGGUCAGCUACAGACUGUUUACCUCAAUGAGAAAAUAAUGUGGCGAUACAACUAUGAUUUGAAUGGCAACCUCCACUUGCUCAACCCAAGUAAUAGUGCUCGUUUGACACCACUUCGGUAUGAUUUGAGAGACAGAAUCACUCGACUAGGUGAUGUUCAAUACCGGUUAGAUGAAGAUGGAUUCCUGCGUCAGAGGGGUACUGAGAUCUUUGAAUACAGCUCAAAAGGCCUCCUUACUAGAGUUUAUAGCAAAGGAAGUGGAUGGACAGUGAUAUAUCGUUAUGAUGGACUUGGGAGACGCGUUUCGAGCAAAACCAGCCUGGGCCAACACCUUCAGUUUUUUUAUGCAGACCUCACCUAUCCAACAAGGAUAACUCAUGUAUAUAACCAUUCAAGUUCUGAAAUCACCUCUCUCUACUAUGACUUACAAGGACAUCUUUUUGCCAUGGAAAUUAGCAGUGGUGAUGAGUUCUACAUUGCAUCAGACAACACUGGAACACCCCUGGCCGUUUUUAGUAGCAAUGGUCUAAUGCUUAAACAGAUCCAGUACACAGCCUAUGGUGAGAUCUAUUUUGACUCCAAUCUUGACUUCCAGUUGGUAAUAGGAUUCCACGGAGGCCUAUAUGACCCUUUGACAAAACUAAUUCAUUUUGGCCAAAGAGAUUAUGAUAUACUGGCAGGUCGCUGGACUACACCUGACAUUGAACUCUGGAAAAAAAUAGGAAAGGAUCCAGCUCCUUUUAAUUUGUAUAUGUUUAGAAAUAACAAUCCAGCCAGCAAAAUACAUGAUGUGAAAGAUUAUAUCACAGAUGUUAACAGCUGGCUAGUGACAUUUGGCUUCCACCUGCACAAUGCUAUUCCUGGUUUCCCUGUGCCCAAAUUUGAUUUAACAGAGCCCUCUUACGAACUUGUGAAGAGUCAGCAAUGGGAUGAUGUACCGCCAAUUUCUGGAGUCCAACAACAAGUGGCCAGGGAAGCAAAGGCGUUCUUGUCCCUGGGGAAGAUGGCAGAAGUCCAGAUCAGCAAGUGUAGGCCUGGCAGUGAGAAAUCAUGGCUGUGGUUCGCAACUGUCAAGUCUCUGAUUGGGAAAGGGGUGAUGCUUGCUGUCAAUCAGGGCAAAGUACAGACUAACGUGCUCAACAUUGCAAACGAGGAUUGUAUCAAAGUGGCAGCAGUUCUGAACAACGCGUACUACCUGGAGAACUUGCAUUUCACCAUUGAAGGAAAAGACACACACUAUUUCAUAAAGACCACUUCGCCGGAGAGCGACCUAGGCACGCUGAGAUUGACAAGUGGCCGGAAAGCCUUGGAAAAUGGCAUCAACGUUACUGUUUCGCAGUCUACCACUGUAGUAAAUGGCAGGACUCGUAGGUUUGCUGAUGUUGAAAUGCAGUAUGGUGCACUGGCUCUUCAUGUCCGCUAUGGCAUGACUCUUGACGAGGAAAAGGCGCGGAUAUUAGAGCAGGCGAGGCAAAGGGCUUUAUCCAAUGCCUGGGCCAGAGAACAGCAAAGAGUGAGGGAUGGAGAAGAAGGUGCCAGGUUAUGGACCGAAGGGGAAAAGAGGCAGCUACUGAGUGCUGGAAAAGUCCAAGGAUAUGAUGGGUACUAUGUACUCUCCGUGGAGCAAUACCCUGAAUUAGCAGACAGCGCUAACAAUAUUCAGUUCCUUAGGCAAAGUGAGAUUGGAAAGAGGUAACACACUGGUUGAGCUGGGCUGCCAAAGAGACUGACUCUGUACCAGUGUCUUCAAAGAGGGAGACCAAAUGGUUUUGCUGCAUUACUACUUGAGCCUAAAUAUACACCUUUGCUCAGAUUUUUUUUCUGUAGCACAAUCUGAACAGACUCUACAAAGAAGAGAGAGCCUUCCGGAAGAAUGAUACUGCUAAAAAAAAAAAAGACUGGGUUUUUUUUCUGAAUGACCUUAAAGGUGAUCUGCUUUAAAGAAUAUGUUUACAUAUGCAUAUCGCUGCACUCUAGUUGGACUGAAAGUAUUAAAAUGAAAGGCCUAAAGGGUUGGGAACAGGCUGCCUAUUCCUCUGAGGCACUGUCUUUCACUAAGAUACCCAUACGGUGUUUCCAAAUAUUACUAAAUUGUUGACCUUUGCCUACAACAAAUCGUCUAUCUUCUCCUCUCUCUCUUUCUCUCUCCUUCUCUCACUCUCUCUCUUGAUCUCUUCCUCUCUCUGCAUAGGAUGUGGUAUAUAUCUCUGUUCAUUUUAAUAUGUGGGGGGCAAAAAACCUCUUGUUUAUGGACACCCUGAAGGCUUUAAACUGUGCUGCUUUCUAAAAGGACAUUGGCACAAGCAAUUUAUGCUACAAUGGGAAUUUAAUAAUGGAUUUUACAAUGAUCAUGUGGUUUGCCUCGGGGGCGGGGGUGGGGGCAGGAAUGGCAAGUGGAAUCCUUGUCAUAGAGAAGCAAAGGAAACCUUGAUUUUUUUGUAAAUUAUGUGAGACGAGUUGUUUAUGGAUUUUUAUAUGAAUUACAAUUUACUGUACAUCAAAUAUUAGUCUCAGAGGAGUUAAUUUAUGUAAAGUGUUUAAAAAAAGGUUUAUACAAAAUAAAAUGAUAAAAAUGUGCAGUGUGUGAAUUUUUUUAAAGGAAUUGCACCUUUUGUUAUGUUAUAGCUGUACAGUAUAAAGAGUUAUAUUGUAGAGAUAUAACAGUGUAUAACUAAUUGACAGAAGUGUUAAUAUUUUUGUAUUAGGCCUCAAAAAUGGUGCAUUUCAUGCCUGUGAAAGGACAGAGCGUUCACCAACUGCUAGGCCUGCAGAUCCUGUCCCUUUUUCUACCUUUGGAGCAUACUUUCCUGACUCAUUGCUGGGAGGGAGAGCAGCUAUGUAGGAGUCAUGUACAAUAAUGGCUGAUCUUUUCAUAGGGUGGGCUUGCUUUGACCUGUCCCAGCCCUCAAAGUGUCUCUAUUCAUUUUGCAGCUUGGUGAGGUAUUUUUAAAAUGUGGGUGUGAAGUGGCAUUAUGUGAUAAAAAGAACUAGGUCUCAGGUGCUUAGUGAGGAAUAUCUGAAUAGCUAUCUGGUGUAUACCCAAAGUAACAUAAAAAUGAGGGACAAGGUUUCUACCAAUGGUCCCUCUAACUGCGAUAGGGGACUGCAUGGAAAUUCCCUACCUCUGUGUGGAAGUGAGCCAACUGUGGGAGCUCCCCCACCAGCAGCCACCUAAGCUACACAGCACCCAUAUGGUGUCUGCGUGGCCACACAGCUUACAGAGAACAUUAGUUUCUACUUUUGUCUCCUUUUUCAUGGAGACAGUUCCAGCAUUUAAUGGGAAGAAAGAGAAAAAACUAGCAACACUUGUCACAUGGGUAAUUGAAACGCUAAACAAAUUAGUUGACCUUUAAGCCACUUUUCCACCAAAGAGAGUAUUCAGAAGUUCAAUCAGGAAAGAGAAUGUUUUUUUAAAAAAAAGUUUUAUCUUUAGUGCCAAAUCUACACCAGAAGGCUACCAUAGUUUUGGUACAACUUGCUGAUCAACACAGUCCAGUAGAGUAAGCCAGCUGAGUGAUUACCUGAAUGAGCCUUGGACUUGGUGCCCCCUCCUUCCCUCACAAGCUGCUAUACCCUCUCUUCCUAUUUUGAAGAAACUAGUGUCAGUUUGGAAACCAUCAUUUGAUCCUUAUGGCUUGCCAUGAUUUGGGGCAGAAGAGAGCAGAGCAUGUGAGGGAAGGAGAGACGGCAGCAUGAAGUACUGUGGCCAAAGGCUCGCUGACAUGAAACCAAACUAAGGCUUAAUGUUAGAUGUCAGCUGAGCUAUGUUAGGUCUGAGGUAUAAUGACAGCAGAACUUAGUGUGAACCAAAGCUCUCAACCAGUUUGAGCCAGAUUCUGGUGUCAGGUCUCAGGAUUAAACUGGACAUGAUGUCAGAUAUCCAUCAUAAAAAUCUAUUGUAUUUUAUAUGAAACUAAUUAGAAACCACAUAGGGCUGAGUGUAAGUCCAGGAAAUAAUUACCUGCUGCCUCAAUGCUCUAAUAACCCCUCUGAAGCUGCAAUUACACUGAGGGAGGGAAAGUACUUAUCACCACUUCAGAAGGGCGAAUUAAAUAGUUGAAGCCAUGGAGGUGCCCCUUAAUGGCCCUUCCAGCUUUUUAUAGCGGAGGAUGUUAGUCAGCUUUAAAGUAUGUUCAGUUUGACCCUCAGUAGUAGAACAUCUGAAAAAACAAUAGCAGGGAAUGCUUUUGAGCAUGUACUGAAUGGAUCUCUCACUACUGCCUAAGCACAGUCUGCUGCUCCACAUCUCAGUUUAGAGGGUAAAGUUUUCAUGCUAAAUGGAAGGACUCCCAAGCAGGCUCAUAACCUGGCGCUUCUUUUUAACAAUGAGUCCCUGACAAACUGUUUUGUCAUUUGGAUGCUAUGACAGCUUAUGUUCAGCCACUGGUAUACUUGCAAAUCUUAUAGUAUGCCCCCUAAUUUAGUAGCACAAAAUUUACUUGCACUUCCCAAAUUCUGAGAUUUUUCAGCCUCCAGUUUUUUAUUAAAAUCUAUUUUUCAAGCUCGCAACUUCAGAAUCUGCAUUUGCCAGGAAUCCCGCACUGAAGGGAAUGGCUGCAGCCCACCUUCAAAUCAAAUGUUACAAUAAAUUAUAUAGUUCUGAAAAGCUCAGUUUACAACGUUACUGAAUUCUGCAUGCCAAUCUGUUUAUUUCUGCACCUGCAUUUAGAAGUGCGGAAGUGAUCAGACAUAAAGAGAGCAUAAUUUAGGUUUCUUUAACAAUACCCCCCCCCCAAAAAAACCCACCCCCCAAAAAAAACCCACCCCCCACAGUUUUUUAUGGUCAAAGGUCCUUUUGGCUGAGCUCCAGAUUGACACACAGCGUGUUUUAAACUCCUUUUGAAAUGUAAACAAAAUGUUUAAUUUUUAUUGUGCUAUAUGCACUGUUCAGAAUGGUAAUAAAUUACAGCUGAAUGUGUCUUACAUAUAUAGAGGGAGUUAUGUGGAUGGAACAAAAAUAGUUUUCUACCUGCUUUCUACAGUAAGAUUCUAUAGUAUUAUGUGUGCUGUAGGGUGCACAGUAGGCGUCCUUGUCAAAAAGGCCAUUAACAGGUCAAGCAAGUGAUUGACAUUUAGUAGCAGAGCUAUUAUGAUCUGUUUGCCCCUUUGGUUAAACGUAUGGAACUGCUGACACUUAGAACAGACACUAGUAUUUUAUUAUAUUUAAAGUGCCAAUUAGCUUUUGUUUUUCAAGCCUCCAGCAGCCUGUAUUUAUUAAACGAAAAACGCUGAUUGCAGCUUUUUUUAAAAAAAAACUACUAGGUGUUUGUGAUUCUGUCGGAGAAGUUUUGAACAGCAUUGCAUUCAAGAGCUGUGAACCUAAGAGUCAGGCUCACAAAAGUGGUGGAAUGUAUUACAUUGUUCGAAUGUUACAGAAAAAAAAAUCUGUGUAUAGCAUCUCAAAAUGGAAGUAAAGCUUCUCAGUAGGAUGUGUUCUUAUUCUUUCGCCUGAAUUCUGGCACCAAUAAACACCAAACUAGGGUGUCUCAUGACUUGCAUUGUAGAUGAAAUCCAGUUACCCUUCUCCAUAGAAGCCUUUUUCCUACUUUUGAAAAGGAAAGUCUAUUCUGGACAACACUUGUACAUGAGAAAAUGACUAUGGGGAAUACAUAAACAAAAGGCCUUUUUUUAAAAAAAUGGAGGAAAUGUAUGAAAAUAUUGCCUAUGACAAUAAUGAGAUUCAAAGUAUUUUAGGCAAAGUCAGUCAAAAUGCUUUCAUGAUAUUUUGAAAUGUAAAUUUUGUCUAAUUUGUAUUGUUCUCUUCAUUUGCCUUCCUAACUUUAUAUGUGUCCUGAAUUUUUUCCACAACUUGAUGACUAUAGAUUGCAUCGGGGCUUUCCAAUAAAAGCCAAGCCAAUGUG